GUCCAUCGUCUCCGACUCUAUCUCCAGUGACCCCUGACAUAUUACUGACCUCGAGAAAAGGAUGUAGUGGGAUUUAUUGCAAGGUGGGAAGCUCAAUCUUGAUACGUGAUCUACACGCUUACAUUGGCUUGAAUGCCAUGCUAGUGCUCAAGAUUUUGCACGGGCCUACGAUAUUAGGACUCGUGCUUUCCCAAGUUCCAGUACCUUCGAAAGCAGUCUUCUACACGACCAAUGCUCGACUUUUGUCUGCUGGUCCUUACCUUGACCAAAUUAUAUUAUCGCAGAAUCGCGCCAUAUCAACGAAAAACUUAUCGCUCGAGACCUCAGAAAGGCAAACGAGAAUCAACUCAAGGCACUGCGUCGCCAUUUCAUUAGCUAUUCGUUUCCCAAGGAGCUUAUCCCAACAUGCGCUUCAAUCGUCCGACUCAGAUACGACGGUUUUCCCUAUUGACUUCAACAGUUUUCUUGGUGAUACAAAGUUCCAAAAGUUGUUGCGGGAUGAAAUAAAUACCUGGGGAAAACAGGUCAUCAAUAGCGCACGCAGGCUACUUGGAUACAAUGAAGAUGAUGGGUCCUACAAAAGUGAAAAAGAUAAAGCCACGAGGAAGACGAGGUGGGAAAGGAAGCGGAAAGGGAGGACAGGC
Acaulospora colombiana is the source of this 644-nucleotide messenger RNA. The record is from the annotation of a GenBank genome assembly. Lineage: Eukaryota; Fungi; Glomeromycota; Glomeromycetes; Diversisporales; Acaulosporaceae.